Mercenaria mercenaria is the source of this 1953-nucleotide messenger RNA. RefSeq lists its product as uncharacterized. The record is from RefSeq and is a predicted model, not a curated record. Gene Ontology annotation, molecular function: DNA binding. Lineage: Eukaryota; Metazoa; Mollusca; Bivalvia; Venerida; Veneridae. The transcript has 2 exons. Bases 1 to 1953 code for a protein of 650 amino acids. Gene Ontology annotation, cellular component: nucleus.
AUGAGUAAACAAAUAGGCGCGAAGAGAAGUCAGAAACAACACGACAUUUUGAUUCUACAUCAUGCUGUGGAUGCCGUACAGUCAAAGUCAAUGUCAUUGAGAGCCGCAUCUAAGCACUAUGGUAUUCCGACGUCCACGCUGCAUGACAAAGUCCAUGGCAAGACGCCUAUGUCACGUCCAUCCAAGACCAUUCUGACUACAGCUGAAGAGCAGAGGUUAGUUGACUGGGUUCUACAUAUGGCCCGUAUUGGCUAUGGCAGAACCAGGCAAGAAGUUCUUGAUACUGUCAAGCGUAUCAUUGAUGCUGACGAGAGACCAAAUCCAUUCAAGGACAACAGGCCUGGGAAGGACUGGUGGUACGGUUUUGUGAAGCGGCAUCCCGAAAUGACAGAACGGCUACCACAGGACCUAGGGAAAGAGCGAGCAACUAUUACACAGGCUAAAGUUCAAAGAUGGUUUGAGGAGUUCGAACAUUACGUCCGCAAUGAAAUCAAAGAUCCUACCAUUCUUCAAGACCCUAGCCGUUCCUCCACUGUUUAUCAUUUUACAUCAUCUGAUAAAACGCAGAUCACUGUGUUGGCGUGCAUGAGUGCAACUGGACAUUUCUUGAAGCCACUUAUUGUCUAUCCUGGCCAACGAUUUGCUUACAACCCUUUGGAGGGGUUUCCGGAGGCAGUCAUGGGCCGAACAGACAACGGGUGGAUGGACGCGGACCUCUUUGCUACAUGGCUUACUGAUGUCUUUAUUCCAUCUAUUAAUGAACGGGGUGUACGUAAACCAGUUGUUCUCUUCGUUGACGGCCACUCGACCCACGUGUCAAUGAGAGUAAGUGACAUCUGUAGACAGGGUGGAAUAGAGCUCUACUGUCUCCUAGAGCAUGCAUCGCAUCUCAUGCAGCCCUGCGACCUCCGUUUAUUCAGCGUACUAAAAGAUUCUUGGAAGCAGGCUGUCCGCGAUUAUCAAUUUCAGAACAUCGGCGAACACGUCACCAAAAAGACGUUUGCCAGCGUAUUUAAGACGGCAUGGGAAAAGGCAACCACAGUCAGUGUUGCUGUUCAUGGGUUUAGGGACUCUGGACUGUUUCCGUUGAAUGCAUCAAAGGUGCUGAGUACGUGCAAAAUGGAUCCUAGUAACAUUUUCCAUCCAUAUGGCACUCAAACGGUCAGUGCUUCCGGAGCAGCCGAUGAAUCGCAGGUUUUACCAGCAGCUCAGGAGAACGCUAAUAACACCGUAAAUGUUCAACAAGAAAUUAAUACAGACAAGGAACUCACAGUUACAGCAACUACUUCCACUGACGUACCACAGCACGCACCAUUGCAGCCUGCCGCUGCCACUGUUCAGGAUCUCUCUAAUGACCGAACGCCUCAAGUAUCGACGGCAGUUGAGUUAGUUUUGAAAAUUCCCGUCGCAAAGCCGUCCGAAAAACGACCAAUGAAAAAAGAAAACUUACCUAAGGCAGUAACUGGGGAAAAAUUCCGAGAAAUAUUAGAAGAAAAACGAAAGAGAAAAGAACAAGAAGAAGCAGACAAACAAGAACGAAAACGUCAACGAGAACUAAGGAAGCAACAGAAGGAUGAGGAGCGUAAGCAGAAACUGGAACAAAAAGAGGCAAAAAAGAAAGCUCGUGAAGAACAGAGGCGAUUAAAUAUUCAGAAAAAGCUUCAAAAACAGGUAGAAAAGCAGUAUUUGAAGAGAAAGAACAGAGAAAGCGAGUCAUCAUCUGACAGCGAUGUUGACAUGCCAAAACUUAGCGACGAGUCUGAUAUCGACAUUGAUGUUGACGUAACCCGGAAGUGCUACGUCUGCGAGGAGGUCUAUGAUGAUAGCAUUUUCUGGAUAGCAUGCAACAAAUGUCCCAGAAUGUUCCACCGUCGUUGCGUGAAAACGAUUGAUUUGUGUGCAAUGACCGAAGAUGAAAUAGAGGCACUGCAGUUCGAAUGUGACUUUUGUUAA